This is a messenger RNA of Triticum aestivum (bread wheat), 2132 nucleotides long. Its product is annotated as serine/threonine-protein phosphatase 7 long form homolog. Gene Ontology annotation, biological process: meristem development; meristem maintenance. The record is from RefSeq and is a predicted model, not a curated record. The transcript has 7 exons. Lineage: Eukaryota; Viridiplantae; Streptophyta; Magnoliopsida; Poales; Poaceae. The coding region runs from base 565 to 1998 and encodes 477 amino acids.
AUGAUGAGCGGUACACACAGUACAUUGAGAGGCUGGGACUCCUUCCGUUCAUCCAGCUUGUCACUCGGUCGACGCCAAGCAUGAACCCUUGUGCGAUCACCGCGCUUGUUGACCGCUGGAGGCCGGAGACUCACAGUUUUCACCUCCGGACUGGGGAGAUGACUGUGACUCUCCAGGAUGUUUCGAUGAUCCUGGCACUUCCCAUCGAGGGAGUUCCUGUUUGUUUUAGCACUGGUGCUGCUGGUUGGCGCGCUAGGAUGUUUGAGCUUAUCGGUGCGCUUCCUGCGGUGCCGGAAGACCCGACUAAAAACCACUGAAAAAAUAGCGCGCUAUAACGCCGCUAAUAGCACGCUAUAGCAUGUAGAGAAUUGUCUCGCUAAAUAAAUUAAUGUACAAUACCUCGCUAAUAGCACGCUAUAGUACGCUAAUAGCAUAUUUUCAGAGGCGACGCUAUUUUUGUAGCACGCUAUUUUUUCCAUUGCUAAAAACAGAGUCCCCGCCGGCGCGACUUAUGUCUGGAUUGUAGAACAUUUUAGCCAAUGCCCCGAUGAUGCUAGUGAGGAGAUGGUGCAACAAUAUGCACACGCAUACUUGUGGUAUGUGAUCUCGAGGACUCUGUUUGCUGAUGGUGGUGGCAGGACCGCUCCGUGGAUGUGGCUGAAGGCAUUAUCUGGUUGGGAUAGUAAACAGAGCUGGGGUUCGGCGGCACUGGCCUACUUGUACCGUCAGUUGGAUGAGGCGUGUUGUAGGCGCAAAGAUGAAGCUAGUAUUGGUGGUCCGUUGGUCCUACUUUCGGUUUGGAUGUGGGAACACUUCUCAGUUGGACGACCGAGAGUGAUUGGUUACGACACCUGGGAUGAUCAUGACAACCCGCUACGGAAGCCUACAUGGGCGUACAAGUGGGACAAGGUUUCAGAGUUCACUGGUGACCCAAACAGGAUGUACAGGGAGUACACCAAUGAGUUUGACACGCUAACCUCGGAGCAGGUGACAUGGCAGCCAUAUGGAGCGUGGGACAAUUUUGCUUUCAUCCCUGAUUUCCAGUUGAACCCGAAGUGCACGGAGGAAUCACAUCUUUGGCUGAUGCGGUGCCCAUUGAUAUGCUUAUAUGCAGUCGAGUUCCACCUUCCACAGCGUGUGAUGACCCAAUUUGGGUUAUUUCAGGAUACACCGCCGAAGUGGAAGGACACGGGUGUCGCGCUUCACGGCUUGGACAAAAUGAAGCAGAAGAAGAUCAAGAACUGGGAGUCAUAUCAUGACAAGUUCAUCAAGAAAUGGAAUUACGUCGUGAGGGUGGCUAAUGAUAACCGACAAGUACAUCUCCAAGAGUACGAUGAAGCUGCAUUUGAUAAAUAUCUUCGUUGGUUUCUUAGCGAGUCCCGUGUGGAGUUAUGCCCGCCUGCUUAUGAGGAGGGCAUAUUGGAGGCGCCCACAGGUUUUGAAGGGACUGCCAACCUUGAGUAUAACAGGCUCAUCAGAGAGGGCAGACAAACCGGAUUCGCUCCUGUGAUCAACUUUAUUCGCACUGAGAUCUCACGCCAGAUUAGUGAAGCCGGCCAAGCACUCGCACAACCUCAGGGUAGGGAUUCUGAGAAUGCCCUUAGAGAGUUUGUUAAGUGUAGCGCUACUCGGUUACGUUCCUUAGCUCAUCUUCUUGGUUGCCGUACUGUCAAGGCCGACAUGCCCACCCAGUCGAGGUCCACUUCUUCUGAAGAGGAGGCGGCCGCCGAGAUGAACUUGAGGGGGUUUAUGGAUGAUGCACCUCAGCCUAGUCAGCCUAUUGAGCGGCGUCACUUCAACUUAAAGCCUAGGAAGACCUUCAACCGUUAUACACCGGAGGCAUGGAACAAGAAACAAAAGAGGACCGUUGUCGAGUCCGAGAACGAGUUUGAGGACGAGGAGGAACCGGCACCGAAGAAGGUUCUAAGGAGGUUGAAGAGGGUCGGAGUGGAGCCGGGGACGAAGAAGGUUGUGAGGCAGGCGAGGGGGAAGAAGUAGAUGUAUUUGUGAACUAUUGAAGUUGUCACUUUAGUUAGAUUCUAUUUGUAAACUUGUUGUAAUUGUGGACUUGAUGUGAACUUGUCGUAAUUGUAGACUUGCUGUGAAGUUUUCGUAACUGUGAAAUUCUUGUA